GCGGCGGCAUGGCGGGCGCUGCGGCGGCUGAGGCGCAUUGCCUCAGCUACGCUGGCUGUAACUUCCUGCGGCAGCGGCUGGUGCUGGCCACGCUCAGCGGCCGGCCGCUCAAAAUCCGCAAGAUCCGCGCCAAGGAGGAGGAUCCCGGCCUCCGCGAUUUUGAAGCAAGUUUUAUUCGACUAAUUGACAAAGUGACCAAUGGCUCUCGGAUUGAAAUAAACCAAACAGGUACUUCUUUGUACUAUCAGCCUGGACUUCUCUAUGGAGGCUCGUUAGAACAUGACUGCAGCCCCAGUCGUAGUAUUGGCUACUAUUUGGAAAGUCUGCUCUGCUUGGCACCUUUCAUGAAACAUCCACUGAAGAUUGUCCUGAGAGGAGUAACAAAUGAUCAAGUAGAUCCUUCAGUUGAUGUCCUUAAGGCAACAGCUCUACCCCUGCUGAAGAAGUUUGGAAUUGAUGGUGAAAGUCUGGAAAUCAAGAUCAACCGGAGAGGAAUGCCUCCCAAAGGCGGGGGAGAGAUACUGUUUGCUUGCCCAGUCAGGAAGGUCUUGAAGCCCCUUCAGUUCACAGACCCUGGCAAAAUCAAGCGCAUCAGAGGAACUGCAUACUCUGUCAGAGUGUCACCACAGAUGGCAAAUAGGAUGGUGGAAUCUGCAAGGAGCAUCCUAAAUAAAUUCCUCCCAGACAUUUACAUCUACACGGAUCAUAUGAAGGGGGUCAGCUCUGGGAAAUCACCAGGUUUUGGCAUGUGCCUUACUGCAGAAACCAUCAAUGGUACUAUCCUCAGUGCUGAGCUAGCUUCAAACCCUCAGGGCCAGGGAGAAGCUGUGCUUCCAGAGGAACUUGGCCAGAGUUGUGCUAAGCUGUUGCUUGAGGAGGUCUACAGGGGAGGGUGUGUAGAUUCAACAAAUCAGAGCCUUGCUCUGCUCCUCAUGACCCUUGGACAACGGGAUGUUUCCAAAGUCCUGCUAGGACCUCUCUCUCCAUACACAAUUGAGUUUCUACGGCACCUGAGAAGCUUCUUCCAGAUUAUGUUUAAAAUUGAAACAAAGACCCCUGAGGAAGAACAUGUUGGUGGGGAGAAAGUCUUAAUGACGUGCGUUGGUGUUGGAUUUUCCAACCUUAGCAAGACUAUGAGAUGAAAACAUCUGCAUACUUCAUGGAACAGGGUGACUGAAACCGCUGCAAAGAUCUAAUGAAACCUGUCUUUCCCUGUCACAGGGAGACCAGUGAUUAUUCCAGUGCAGAGGCACCCAAGUUCACUGCAUCCAAACAGUAAAGCUGACUUCAGGCUAUUCAGACCUGUGCUGCUUAUGAAUGCGAUGGCAGUAUUCUCUGUUGCAUGGAAUGGCUGGCUGGAGUCUCAGCGGGCUUGGAACUCUUUGCACUGUAUUCCACUGUGUGGGGGACAAGUUGCUGUGCCCUCAAGUGCAUGCUCUAGUUUUGUGUAUCUACAAACUUCACUCUUAGCUUUUUCUGAAAGGUUUAGACAGAGAGAGAAAACAAGAUUGACCAAAAUGAGCUUUGCAGUGCAAAACAAAUGAUCACAACAGAAUUGUCAGAUUCCUGGAAUUGCAGAGACAAUAUUGGCAUGGAAAUAGAGGUAAUAAUUUUUAGUUUAUACAUUGCAUGUGUAUAGAAUUUAUCGAGUACUUAGCUCCUGCUUAAGUUUAAUAAAUUACAUUCUCACAGGAAGAAAAAAUACCUGUCUUUUAGUCUUCCUUAUGCCUAUACUGGCUUGUUUUAGCCUUCUCUGCAAAGACAGACAUGAGAGGAGAAACUUCCUUUGCAGUUUUUGUCUUACUGCAUAUAUUCUUUUCGGGCUUGUUUGGUAUGCCAGACACUGCAGUUCACAAUUAGUUUUGAGAAGCAGCAAAAAAAACUGUAGGAUUUGAGAGCAGAAAAAGUAUUCAGUUACGCCAUCAUGUCUUGAAGUGGAGAUAACGGUGUAUGGGCACCGCUUGGAUCGACAGGUGCAAAAAGUUCCUACCGGGAAAGAAACAUUUGGCAGAUUCCAGGCAAACUGGCUGAAGGUAAUGCUGAAGGCCUAGCACAAGGAAAGAAAUUUAUACUUCAGACUACAUUCAGUGUGUCUGGAGUAAAAUAAAACCUUGUCAGAAGCUGGUAUAUGUAUAGAGGAAAUACUAGUGACUGUGUUAUAACGGUCUUACAAACUUUACUUGAUGCCUCUGUAAAGUAGGGCAUUACCUCUGUAACAUGAAAAAUGUAUAUUGGACCCAAAAGUACUUUGACAAAAAGUUACGUAUGUGAUGUGUAUUUUAUUGACUAUUGAAGGCUGUGUGAGUCAUUUUUGUACUGUACUUUGUU
Messenger RNA from Colius striatus (speckled mousebird), 2328 nucleotides. It is a transcript of the gene RCL1, whose product is annotated as RNA terminal phosphate cyclase like 1. NCBI's taxonomy places the organism in Eukaryota, Metazoa, Chordata, Aves, Coliiformes, Coliidae. Gene Ontology annotation, molecular function: RNA endonuclease activity. Bases 9 to 1142 code for a protein of 377 amino acids. The record is from RefSeq and is a predicted model, not a curated record. Gene Ontology annotation, biological process: ribosome biogenesis; endonucleolytic cleavage of tricistronic rRNA transcript (SSU-rRNA, 5.8S rRNA, LSU-rRNA). Gene Ontology annotation, cellular component: nucleolus. The transcript has 9 exons.